Messenger RNA from Panicum hallii, 3864 nucleotides. RefSeq names its product FACT complex subunit SPT16. Gene Ontology annotation, biological process: positive regulation of transcription elongation by RNA polymerase II; transcription elongation by RNA polymerase II. Lineage: Eukaryota; Viridiplantae; Streptophyta; Magnoliopsida; Poales; Poaceae. The transcript is spliced from 2 exons. Gene Ontology annotation, cellular component: FACT complex. The coding region runs from base 302 to 3466 and encodes 1054 amino acids. The record is from RefSeq and is a predicted model, not a curated record. Gene Ontology annotation, molecular function: nucleosome binding.
CAUAACACUCCUCCCCCAGACCCCCACCCGCACCCAGUCGCCGUCACUCCCAAGCCCUAACCAAAAAUCCAUCCCCCCUCUUCCCGCUGGCGGCGGCCACCCCCGACGAGCCGGCGCGCCCCUCCGUCCUGCCCCCGGAGCCUGUCUCCACCGGCGAGCUCCGCCGCCCCCCGCGCCGAGCGCGCCCCGCCUCUCCAGCCUUGGUGCGCCCUACCCCUACUGCCGGGAGCGCGCGUCGCGGCGCCUCUCGCACCUCCUCGCGCCGUCGGUUGCCUAGGUUAAUGCUAGCUUCUUGAAAAAGAUGGCUGAUAAUGGUAAUGCUAAAGGGGGUUCUGGAACCUAUACAAUCAAUCUAGAUAACUUCAGUAAGCGGCUGAAGGUGUUCUAUGACCAUUGGAAGGAACACAAGUCUGAUCUUUGGGGUUCUUCUGAUGCUAUUGCAAUUGCUACCCCACCUCCUUCUGAGGAUCUUCGUUAUUUGAAAUCCUCUGCUCUGGAUAUUUGGUUACUUGGAUAUGAAUUUCCAGAAACGAUAAUUGUCUUCAUGCACAAGCAAAUACAUGUCUUGUGUAGUCAGAAGAAAGCAAAUCUGAUUGGGACCCUCAAGAAGGCUGCAAGUGAGGCUGUUGGUGCUGACAUUGUCUUGCAUGUAAAAGCUAAGAAUGGAGAUGGUGCUGACUUGAUGGAUGACAUACUGCAGACUGUUCGCAAUCAGUCGAAAUCAGGCAAUCCAAUUAUUGGGCACAUCUCAAAAGAGGCACCUGAGGGUAAGCUUCUUGAAACAUGGGCAGACAAGUUAUCUGGGUCAUCUAUACAACUUACAGAUGUGACAAAUGGCUUCUCUGAGCUUUUCUCUGUGAAGGACACCACAGAGAUCACUUGUGUGAAGAAGGCUGCUUACUUAACUACAUCUGUACUGAGAAAUUUUGUGGUUCCAAAGUUGGAGAAGGUUAUUGAUGAGGAGAAGAAAGUCUCACACUCCACAUUGAUGGAUGACACAGAAAAGGCUAUUCUUGACCCCCUCAAGGUAAAGGUGAAGUUGAAGCCUGAAAAUGUUGAUAUUUGCUACCCACCAGUCUUUCAAAGUGGGGGGAAGUUUGAUCUCAAGCCUGGUGCCUCUAGCAAUGAUGAGUAUCUCUAUUAUGAUUCUGCAAGUGUUAUCAUCUGUGCAAUUGGGUCCAAAUACUCGAGCUAUUGUUCAAAUGUUGCCCGGACAUAUCUGAUAGAUGCUACCCCUACGCAGAGUAAAGCAUAUGAGACCCUUCUGAAAGCUCAUGAUGCUGCUGUACAAACAUUGAAACCAGGCAAUCAGAUGAGUGCGGUUUAUCAAGCUGCAGUGGCAGUGAUUGAGAGAGACGCUCCUGAACUACUUCCCCAUUUAACAAAGUCAGCUGGAACUGGAAUAGGCCUUGAGUUCCGAGAAUCUGGCUUAAAUCUGAAUGCCAAGAAUGAUCGUCGGGUAAAACAGGGAAUGAUUUUUAAUGUUUCUCUUGGUUUGCAUAAUCUCCAGGCAGAAACCACCAGUGAGAAGACGAAGCAGUUUUCGCUGUUGUUAGCUGAUACUGUUUAUGUCACUGAAAAAGGAAAUGAGAUCUUGACGGCACCAUGCUCCAAGGCUGUUAAGGAUGUUGCCUAUUCAUUCAAUGAAGAUGAGGAAGAUGCUCCUGCAGCGAAAGUGGAGUCGAAGCCCGUGGAUGUCGUGCCAACCAAGGCAACUCUCAGGUCGGACAACCAGGAGAUGUCCAAGGAAGAGCUCAGGAGACAGCACCAGGCUGAACUUGCUCGUCAAAAGAAUGAAGAGACUGCUAGAAGGCUUGCUGGGGGUGGUUCUGGUUCUGGUGAAGGACGUGGUCCUGCGAGAGCGUCGAAUGAGCUUGUUGCAUACAAGAAUGUUAAUGAUGUACCUUUUGCAAGAGAGUUGGUGAUACAGGUAGAUCAGAAGAACGAAGCUGUUCUCUUACCUAUUUAUGGCAGCAUGGUGCCUUUCCAUGUUUCUACUGUGAAGAGUGUGACAAGCCACCAGGACAACCGUACCUGUACUAUCCGCAUCUUCUUCAAUGUGCCUGGCAUGCCAUUCUCAAAUGAUAGCAAGCUGAAUUCUCAAGGUGCUAUCUACCUGAAAGAAAUUACAUUCCGCUCAAAAGACCCACGGCAUAGCAGUGAAGUUGUUCAGCAGAUCAAAACGUUGAGGAGGCAAGUUGCUUCAAGGGAGUCAGAGAGAGCUGAAAGGGCAACCCUUGUUACUCAGGAGAAGCUUCAGAUGGGAAACAACAGAAUGAAGAUGAUGAGACUUUCUGAUGUGUGGAUCCGACCUGCUUUUGGUGGCCGCGGGAGGAAGCUCACAGGAAAUCUUGAGGCUCAUUUCAAUGGUUUCAGAUAUUCUACUUCAAGGGCUGAUGAGCGUGUGGACAUCAUGUACGGGAAUAUAAAGCAUGCCUUUUUCCAGCCUGCAGAGAAAGAAAUGAUUACUCUGCUUCAUUUCCAUUUGCACAACCAUAUCAUGGUUGGAAACAAGAAGACAAAGGAUGUCCAGUUUUAUGUUGAAGUGAUGGAUGUUGUACAAACUCUUGGUGGCAGUAGGAGAUCUGCACUCGAUCCUGAUGAGAUUGAGGAAGAGCAGCGUGAGAGGGACAGGAAGAACAGAAUAAACAUGGAUUUCCAGAACUUUGUGAACAAGGUUAAUGACCACUGGUCACAGCCACAGUUCAAAGGGCUCGAUCUGGAGUUUGAUGUCCCUUUGAGAGAGCUUGGGUUUCAUGGGGUCCCUUACAAGGCUUCUGCUUUCAUAAUUCCAACUUCUACUUGUUUGGUUGAGCUGAUUGAGACCCCCUUCCUUGUGGUGAGCCUGAGCGAGAUAGAGAUUGUUAACCUGGAGAGGGUGGGCUUUGGAACAAAGAACUUUGACAUGGCUAUCGUGUUCAAGGACUUCAAGAAGGAUGUUCUCCGCAUAGAUUCCAUCCCUUCAACAUCACUCGACGCGAUAAAGGAGUGGCUGGAUACAACUGACCUCAAGUACUACGAGAGCAGGCUGAAUCUGAACUGGCGUCCAAUCCUGAAAACUAUCAUUGAUGAUCCUCAGAAGUUCAUUGAUGACGGUGGCUGGGAGUUCCUGAACAUGGAGGCGAGCGACUCUGAGACUGAGGAGACAGAGGAGUCGGACCAGGGCUAUGAGCCUUCUGACGCUGAGCCUGAGUCCGAGUCAGAAGAUGAUGACUCUGACAGUGAGUCCCUGGUGGAAUCUGAUGAUGCUGAUGAGGAGUCCGACGAGGACUCGGAGGAGGAGAAGGGUAAGACGUGGGAGGAGCUGGAGCGCGAGGCAAGUAACGCGGAUCGGGAGCAUGGUGCUGAGUCGGACAGCGAGGAGGAGCGGAGGCGCCGCAAGGCGAAGACCUUUGGCAAGUCGCGCGCGCCUGAGCGCAGCGGCUUCAAGGGAGCUCCGCCCUCCAAGAAGCCAAAGUUCAGGUGAACUGUACCUGCUGGCUGCUAUGGUGGCGUGGUUGCUUCCUGAACCUCCCUCACUUGAGGAGGCAUGUCUGUAGGAGUGUCGUUUGUUAUCUCUACUAGAUUACCUUGUUACUACUUUCUGCCUCUGCAGUAGCUUAGUCCAUUUAGGUGAAAAGUGACAGCUGAAUUCCGGUGAACUUGAUCAUAGUGGAUGAGAUGAACAUUGAACUUGCGUCAUUGGGGAAAGGAGAUCCUGGGUUGAUUGAUUGGUGUAAUAUCCUCAUUGAUGUAACAUUUUCCUGGUAGUAGGUGGACCUCCAGGUUGUAUAAUAUUUAUUUGUGCUUGCAGUUCAACCUUUUUGGUACAUUAUAACCCUACAUGGCAGUGCUGGUCUAAUGGAGUUCUCUUUCUCGGAUGCA